Molecule: messenger RNA, 3116 nt
Organism: Notolabrus celidotus (New Zealand spotty)
Lineage: Eukaryota; Metazoa; Chordata; Actinopteri; Labriformes; Labridae
Gene: abhd11
Product: abhydrolase domain containing 11
Exons: 6
Coding region: 185-1114 (309 amino acids)
Cellular component (GO): mitochondrion
Source: RefSeq, a predicted model, not a curated record
UACGUCAUGACGCAGCAUCAGCUGUUGACAGACUGAAUGAAGCUCCCUUCAAUCUCGACCUUCUCCUCCUCCGGGGCGCUGCAGUGUGCUUGUCUCCUCUCGUGGCUCCUGCUGCCCUUGUUGCCGGUUCUUUUUAAACGCACAUGCUGUUAGUGGGCCUCUCGGUACCGGAGCGUAUGCUGCCAUGAGUGCUUUGUGUCGCCUGAUCCAAAGAGGACUGCUGAGCGGCCGUGCGUCCUGUCGUCUGAUCCCCGGGCACCAGGAUGCGUGCGGGCUGGCUUCGGCUCCAUCGGUCCGGACACUCAGCUCAUCCAGCCCAGUCAGCUUGACCUACGAUGUCUUUGAUGGGAAGGGAGAGAGCACUCCCUUGGUGUUUCUCCAUGGCCUCUUUGGCAGCAAAUCUAACUUCCAUUCAAUAGCGAAGUCCUUGGUGCAGCGCACAGGCCGGAAGGUGCUGACUGUAGAUGCCCGCAACCAUGGUACCAGCCCUCACAGCCCGGAGCUGACCUAUGAAGCCAUGGCCGAUGACUUGAAACACCUUCUUGCCAAGUUGCGCAUCGAGAAAUGUGUCCUCAUCGGCCACAGCAUGGGGGGGAAAACCGCCAUGACGACUGCUCUGACACAGCCUGAUCUAGUGGAGAGAAUGGUAGUGGUUGACAUCAGUCCAUCACAGACGUCCUCGCGCACCAACUUCCGCUAUUACAUCCGGGCCAUGCAGGAGGUGAAAAUCUCCAGUGACAUCCCACGCUCCACUGCCAGACGGAUGGCGGAGGAUCAGCUGCGCAGUUUAGUCAAGGAGCGCUCGGUGCGUCAGUUUCUGCUCACUAACCUGGUGGAGCAGAACGGUCACUACGCCUGGAGAGUCAACUUGGAGGCCAUCUCUGCACACCUCGAUAACAUCAUGAGCUUCCCCAGCUUUGAGACCAACUUUGAGGGACCCACGCUGUUUUUAGGAGGAGCGAGCUCUGCUUAUAUCAGCUCUGAAGAUUACCCAGAAAUCCAGAGGCUGUUCCCGUACGCCGACAUCCAGUACAUCCCGGACGCGAGCCACUGGAUCCACGCAGACAAACCCUUAGAUUUCAUCAGCUCCAUCAGCUCCUUUCUGAAGUCUUAGCUGCAUCCUGCCCCAUGCUGCAAAACUUUUUUUUAAAUGCUCAGCACCUCUGAGCAGUCCUUUCUCUGACAAUGAAAGGAAGGAAUCCGCAGCUUCAGCAACCAGGACCGGAGUCAUUAAUAGCUGCCAACACUGGACCAAACUUGCCCUUUUACAGCAGUCAGAACUCACCCUUCAACCAUGUUUUUGUGUAUCGUAACGAGGGUGAACUUUUCUCUUGUGUUGCCUCACUGCCAGAAAAAGUGUUGCAAUUAGAUUGACUGGUUUCUAGAUAGACGCAUUUCAUUGAUUUGAUUUAUCUGUUGGUAGAAAAUAGCACAGGAGGUAUUGUCUGUUUCACACAGUGGGCGGUUUUGAAGGUGGUAUAUAUGAUACUAAUCCAAAGAAACUCUCAUAUGCACAGUGCUGACUUUAAACUAUAGUCUAGUGUAAUAGAAAUGUGGCUUCAGAUUAAAUAAAAAACAGGGGAUGAUGAAAUGGACCAGCUGGAAGUUAGAUGCUUAUGUUUUGACAGUUUUGAGUGAAUAAAUAAUGUACGUGUGGAAAGCUGUUUGCAAGAGAGAACGGAGGAAUGUGCAAAAGCAGAAAUAGGGUGUAGCUCAUGGGGGGGGUCGGUAUUGUGUGUCAGGUGGUUGAAUCGCUGCAUAAAGGCAGUUCUAUGGGCUUUACAUGUACAGGUGGUGUGUUGUAGAAACUUCUUUAAAUGUUGAUAAUAGUGAUAUAUUCAGUAUUUCAGUCUGGAUCUUGGCUCCUCGCAUCCUCUCCUCCGCGUAUCUGCUGUUCUUUAGGGAGGUGAAGACUCACAGGUUACAGUUACUUGUCACAACUCGAGGUCAUCAAGAGUGCUGGUCAUAUCUUUACGCCAAUAUGAUCAUCUUUAAAUCCCAGCUGAGACGCUCAAAUGCAGUAUUAUCACGAUCUGUUCCCUGAUUAUCUCAGGUUACUGGACUGGAUAUGCUAAUUAGUACGCGUGUAUUAUUCUCCUAUCUGUCUUGUACUAAGCCGUAGUGAUGGUGUUGUGUCUGUAGACGAUCAGUGUUUUGAUCAAACCUGUUUUAUUCUCCGUGUCCUACAUAUUUAAAAGCGAGGCGCUUUCUGGGUUACGACACAAAUAUGCUGCAAACAGGUGCGUUGUUAACUUAUUGUGAGUGUGUUGAUAUCAUUUCUGUUUCCAUGAGUGUGAUGAGUACAGUCGAGUGGUGAAACUGCCAUCCGUAUGAAAAAGCAGGGUGUAAAUUUGUAUGUGCCUCUUUUGUCAAGAGCUCCUUUUUCCAUUUCAGUAUGACUUGAUAUAAAGUUUUAUUCUACAACCUUAACGAGCAGACUCCAGAUUGGCAGCUGGGUUGCCAGGUCUGUGUGACUUUUCUGACAAGGCAGGCUAACAGGUGAGGGGGGGGGGGGGGAUCUCCCCUAUGAGGCACUAGAUGUUUACUACAAUCAGUGUUUUAUGUUUGUUUUAUGUGAAUACAGACGUCUAAAAAGCUUUGAAUUACCAGAUUUAAGUUAGAGGAAAUCUUUUAUUCUUUGGUUUUUAUAUAAAAGGCUCCGGUUAGCGGAGCAGCACCGUUUCUUCCUCCUCAACCUCAGGACAGAUUUGUCUUGCUGCUGAAAAACGAAUCAGAUGAUUAUUCACCGCAGACAUUUGAAUGCAGGCCCCGCUACGGCUUCUUUAGCGCUGCAGUGGGACGAAACGUUUCAAGAUCAACGACAACGACGUCAAAUUUAUUCACACUGAAAAGCUUUUUGAAGACCGUUUAGGAUUAGUGUUUAGGAUUGUAUAAUGUCGAUAAUAUCAGCAUGCCUUCUCUCUUGUCAUCAGAUGUAAAUUUGCAGUGCUAUGUACGUCUCAGUUUGUUUAACAUGUUGCCACAAUAAUGGAACUCAUUCUAGAUAACGCCAUAUAUAAAUGUAAAAUGUGUUCAAGAAGAUUAUAGGAGUGAAUUAUAUAUUAUUUAAAUUGUAAAAACUAAUAUUAUACAAUAAAAUCAUAAAAAACCUCUCA